AUGGAGAUAUACGCAGACACCAUAACAAAAAUCCCAGGUGAUGGUAACUGUCUAUAUAGAGCAAUCGCAUACCAAAUCAACGAUCUGUUUGGCAUUACAUUCGACCAUCUAGCAAUCCGACGCGACUUAGCUAAGUACGUUAAGGAUAAUCAACACAACGAUAACAUACACCAAGCUAUUAGGAGUAACCUAAAUGACACACUAACAGAUCUACAGACUCAAAUCAACAAAUACCUACAAGCUCAAUAUAAAGAAGGUACCUGGGGUGGGACUGAUAUAUUGAUAGCAGCAGCUGAAUACUACAGCAUCAACGUCAAAAUCUUCCAAGGCUAUCCGCUAAAAGAAACAAUACAAUUCAGCCCGAAAAAUAAUGACGCAGCAGGUUGCAUAGGCCUAAUAUUUAAUGGAAAUCAUUACGACUGCUUCAAGAAUCAUUUGGGCGCUUCUUCACUAAACCCCACACAAAAGACAGAAAGCUCAGACGAAUGCACCCCGGAAGAAAUAACUGACGAAACCGGCUACAGACUAAUAAGACCGAAGCCUCAUUACACAACUAUAAAACAAAUAGACAACAUCAAUAUCGCUACAUGGAACGUAAGAGGCGCAGCGACCUUAAACAAAAAAGCAGACAUUGACUCGAUACUAGAAGAUAAAUUGAUUCACAUUGCAUGCCUACAGGAAACCCAAGUGGGUUUCCUUACAAACACAGAUCUAAUAAGAAUGGGAAACCCCCGACUGGACACAUCUUUCGGCCGCAAUAGUUGUAAAACGACAUACAGAUCCGGCCGCAAUAUUUCACAAAUCGACCACAUUAUGACCCAAGCUAAAACUCCACCAUCAUUUAACUAUAUAAAAGGCGAAUACACGCCACUUUCGGACCAUAAAAUCAUCUGGGGCAAUCUAAGACCUUUAAAUAGAAAUACCAACAAGACCCACCAAUUUAAUACUCAAACAACAACAUCCAAAAACAAGGAGCUAAACACAUUUAAAUAUAAAUCGCUAGAUUAUGAGCUACUUCAAAGUAAAGGCACAAAAGAAAGAUACCAAACGGAAGUAAUUGAACUUUUAAAUAAAAGACAGCAGAACAAAAUCAAAGCCAACCUUUCCUGGGAAGAAAUAACAGGAACUAUGAAAACAGAAGCCACGAACAUCCUGAAAUUUUAUCGGAAAUAUUCCAGAGAUAUACAGGUUAGCUCUAACAAAACUACAAAAAGCAAAAUGCUUGAAAAACUAGCGGCCCUCUGA
Molecule: messenger RNA, 1245 nt
Organism: Plodia interpunctella (Indianmeal moth)
Lineage: Eukaryota; Metazoa; Arthropoda; Insecta; Lepidoptera; Pyralidae
Exons: 2
Coding region: 1-1245 (414 amino acids)
Biological process (GO): protein deubiquitination
Molecular function (GO): cysteine-type deubiquitinase activity
Source: RefSeq, a predicted model, not a curated record